AUGAGAUUCGCUGCUAUUGCCCUCCUUCUAGGAGCCACUAGUGCCUAUGUGGUCACCAACAACAAUGCCAGGAGCGAUGCUGCUGUGGCUGCCCGUAAUGUUGUGAGCGGAAGUGUUUCUGAUAUUGCCCUCGACGCACGGGAUCCUCACCACAAGGGCCGCAAGAACAACCGUCGUGAAGUCGAGGAGGUCGAGGUUGAGGCUCGGGAUCCCCACCACAAGGGAAAGAAGAACAACCGUCGUGAAAUCGAGAUUGAGGAGCGCGAUCCCCAUCAUAAAGGAAAAAAGCAAAACCGUCGCGGAAUCGAAAUCGAGGAGCGUGACCCCCAUCACAAAGGACGCAAGAACAACAAGCGUGAAGUCGACGAAGUUGAGGUCGAGGCUCGCGAUCCUCAUCACAAGGGCAAGAAGCAACAGCGUGAGGUUGAGGUUGAGGCUCGUGAGCCCCACCACAAGGGCAAGAAGCAACAGCGUGAGGUCGAGGUUGAGGCUCGUGAGCCCCACCACAAGGGCAAGAAGCAACAGCGUGAGGUCGAGGUUGAGGCUCGUGAGCCCCACCACAAGGGCAAGAAGCAACAGCGUGAGGUCGAGGUUGAGGCUCGCGAGCCCCACCACAAGGGCAAGAAGCAACAGCGUGAGGUCGAGGUUGAGGCUCGUGAGCCCCACCACAAGGGCAAGAAGCAACAGCGUGAGGUCGAGGUUGAGGCUCGUGAGCCCCACCACAAGGGCAAGAAGCAACAGCGUGAGGUCGAGGUUGAGGCUCGUGAGCCCCACCACAAGGGAAAGAAGCAAAAUCGCGAGGUCGACGUCGAGGCUCGUGACCCUCAUCACAAAGGUCGCAAGGGCAACUAA
This is a messenger RNA of Didymosphaeria variabile, 852 nucleotides long. RefSeq lists its product as uncharacterized. NCBI's taxonomy places the organism in Eukaryota, Fungi, Ascomycota, Dothideomycetes, Pleosporales, Didymosphaeriaceae. The record is from RefSeq and is a predicted model, not a curated record. The coding region runs from base 1 to 852 and encodes 283 amino acids. The transcript is spliced from 5 exons.